Molecule: messenger RNA, 1011 nt
Organism: Lutra lutra (Eurasian river otter)
Lineage: Eukaryota; Metazoa; Chordata; Mammalia; Carnivora; Mustelidae
Gene: LSM10
Product: LSM10, U7 small nuclear RNA associated
Exons: 2
Coding region: 279-650 (123 amino acids)
Biological process (GO): mRNA 3'-end processing by stem-loop binding and cleavage
Cellular component (GO): nuclear body; cytoplasmic U snRNP body
Molecular function (GO): U7 snRNA binding; histone pre-mRNA DCP binding
Source: RefSeq, a predicted model, not a curated record
GGGAAGACAGAGUGGCCCGGCUGUUGCCGUGGCUUCUCGGUCCCGCCGUGGGAGGGAAGCGGCUACGCGAGGCGCCCGCUAGUUUGGGCGACGAGGCGGGCCGGGAAGCGGAAGAAGUCCGGUGCUGUGGGUCCCGGAGCCGGGGGCGGAGCUCAGGGGCGCCCGGAACCCCGGAGAGCGGCGGGGAGCCGGGGAAGCGCUUCCUUCCCGAUUUGCCGAGUAGAGCCCAUCUCCCACGCCCACCCCCACUGCUCCCCAGCAGCUCUGGGCGUGGAAGCAUGGCGGUGAGCCACUCGGUGAAGGAGCGGACCAUCUCCGAGAACAGCCUCAUCAUCCUGCUGCAGGGUCUCCAGGGCCAGGUGACCACCGUGGACCUGCGGGAUGAGAGCGUGGCCCGUGGCCGCAUAGACAAUGUUGAUGCUUUCAUGAACAUCCGCCUAGCUAACGUCACCUACACAGACCGCUGGGGACAUCAGGUCGAGCUGGAUGACCUCUUCGUGACCGGCCGCAACGUCCGCUACGUCCACAUCCCCGACGAAGUGAACAUCACGGCCACCAUCGAGCAGCAGCUGCAGGUCAUCCACCGGGUGCGCAACUUCGGCAGCAAGGGCCAAGGCCGCCGGGAGUUCCCCUCCAAAAAGUACAAAUGAGCCUUCUCCUCGGCCAGCCCUGUCCCCACUCAGGUUCCUCCUGAGUUCUACUGAGCCAACCCCGCCUGCUCCCCUCCCUGCCUAGAGCCCAGAAAGAGAGCAGGGCCGGCCCAGAGACCGGGGUCUCUCGGACAGACACCCCCGUUACAGCUGCCUUUCAGACUCACGCUGGGAUCCCGCUUAUCUGUCUGUGGCCUCGAUCAUUUACAUCGGGAUCUGACGUACAGAUUGUGGGCAUCUGUCACGUCGUCGUUGGCCCUCUCCCGGUGCAGGUUUUGGAGCAUACUCAGACUCCACCACCCCUGAGUGUUUGGGUUUCUCACAGUUGUGUUUGCUUUCUCAUAAAACUUGGAUAUAAACA